Molecule: messenger RNA, 851 nt
Organism: Ostrea edulis (European flat oyster)
Lineage: Eukaryota; Metazoa; Mollusca; Bivalvia; Ostreida; Ostreidae
Exons: 3
Coding region: 146-625 (159 amino acids)
Cellular component (GO): membrane
Source: RefSeq, a predicted model, not a curated record
ACAAGAUAAAUACUCAACUUUGCAUAAUAUUAUAUAUUUUUUAUUUGAAGCAGUUGAUAAUUGUUACAUAUUCUGACAUAUCGAUAAAAAUAAUAAGACUAGUUCGAGGUUUUCAGAACAAGUCUUUAGUUUCUGUAGUUCUGCCAUGAACACCUUUAAUGCGAGACUCGGUUUGGCAAUGCUGGUGCUUGCCAAUUUGGUCACCAUCGUAAGUAUCUCGACACCAAAUUGGAUGGAGUCAGAGUUGGGGAAUAUGGGCCUGUGGGUAAAUUGCACUGGCCAGAAAUGUGAUUCGGUAUUUGACAAUGCACACGGCUACGCAAUCAAAGAUUCCCUGAUCGCAACACAGUGUCUGAUGAGCAUUGGACAACUUGUGAUUCUUGUUGCCCUUGUCCUCGCAUGUUCGGAAAUGUGCUGUAAAUACACUGGCUGCAACUACACACAGUGCGUCUUUGGUUUCCUGUCCAUAGGUGAAGUACUUAUCGGAGUAGCUGUCGUUAUAUUUGGAGUCACUUCCUCGAGGGACAUUGGAGCUGGGAAUUUUGGUUGGUCCUUUUGGCUGGCAGUGGUGGCCAAUGUAAUGAUAAUUCUGACGACGCUGUUGUACCAAUGUUGUUCCAUGUAAACAGUCGAGCAUGACACUCUCCCCCCGGAAACAGACAUAUAGUAAUAGACUACAGCGCUACAUCUGUGUAUUCUUGAUUUGUUUUGAAAUUCAGUGAAUUUUGAUGUUUAUUAGGUAGUCUUUAUUCAUAAUUUUGCUCAGAUAUAAUCAUUAAUUCAAACUUUUUAUUUGAAAUAUUAAUUUACAUUGACUAAUGCUUUGACUUUAAUAAACACAUUUUAAUGUU